This is a messenger RNA of Cynara cardunculus var. scolymus (artichoke), 3805 nucleotides long. Its product is annotated as putative lysine-specific demethylase JMJ16. Gene Ontology annotation, cellular component: nucleus. Gene Ontology annotation, molecular function: histone H3K4me/H3K4me2/H3K4me3 demethylase activity. Lineage: Eukaryota; Viridiplantae; Streptophyta; Magnoliopsida; Asterales; Asteraceae. The coding region runs from base 274 to 3489 and encodes 1071 amino acids. Gene Ontology annotation, biological process: chromatin remodeling. The record is from RefSeq and is a predicted model, not a curated record. The transcript is spliced from 13 exons.
UGCAAAUUUCCAUUUCACUUUGCGGUCCACUUGCAAGAUUAUUUACUUUUGCUCCGGAUACUAAUAUCCAAAGCAAACCCAGCUCAAUUUUCCCUUUACCCACUUUGAUUUCAUCAUAUCAAACAAAAAAGAUACUGUGUUUUCAUCAUCUCAUCCACAGGGUUUAGUAGACAUUUGGGUCUGAGCUGCAUUAGUUGGAAGCAGAGACUUUUGGGAUAAAAUAAGAUGCUUUAAAUAAGAGUCCAAGAAAAGCUCCUGUGUAACAUCUUCAAGAUGGGCACAGAACUCAUCAGGCAUCACGUUAAAGAAGAGAGCAUGGAAAUUUCAUCUAUUCCACCAGGUUUUGAGUCACUUACAGCCUUUUCCCUAAAGAGAGUAGAUGAUAGUGAAGUUGCAUCUAGUUCCUCUGCCCCCAUGAGUGCUUCUGGUUCACAGACAGCAAAGAAGGAACCAAGGCUUGGCUAUAUUGAGGAUGAAGGUGUAAAUAGGUCUAUUAAACGUAGACCAUGGAUAGACCACAGUCAAAUUAAUAGCAGUUCUGGAGAUGAAUCUGAUUCUUUGCAGAAUCGAACUUCAAGUGCUCAGCUCCCUAAGGGGGUUGUCCGUGGUUGUGAAGACUGCAGUACCUGCCAAAAGGUCAUUGCAAGAUGGCAUCCUGGUGAAGCUCGCAUGCCUGAUCUAUUUGAGGCUCCUGUUUUUCACCCGACUGAGGAGGAGUUUGAAGAUACUCUUAAGUACAUUGCAAGCAUACGUGAUGAAGCUGAACCUUAUGGCAUUUGCCGUAUCAUACCACCUCCUUCUUGGAAACCUCCAUGCCCUCUCAAGGAAAAAACGGCGUGGGAAAGUUCAACUUUUGCUACUCGCAUCCAAAGAAUUGACAAACUUCAGAAUCGGGAUUCGUUAAGAAAAUUGCUUAGACCUAAUUACCACAAGAAGAGGAAACAGAGAAGAUGCAUGAAAUCAGGGUCAGAUAACGCAGGGCCUGUUGAACUCAUAGUUUCUGAAGAUGGUUUUGGUUUUGAACCUGGUCCAAGGGUCACCCUUAAAGACUUUCAGAGAUAUGCAGACGAUUUCAAAAACCAGUAUUUCAGGAAAAAUAUAAGUACCACAGAUGCUGGGGGAAACUCCAUUCUCCACGAUAAGUGGGAACCCUCAGUAGAAAUGAUCGAGGGUGAAUAUUGGCGUAUGGUAGAGAAGCCUACUGAAGAAAUCGAGGUGCUUUAUGGUGCUGAUUUGGAAACUGGCUCAUUUGGUAGUGGCUUUCCAAGACAGCCUAAUCAAGUUGCAAGCGCUUCAGAUGAAAAGUAUGUUAGAUCUGGUUGGAACUUGAACAACCUUCCUAGGAUUCCAGGGUCGGUGCUUUCUUAUGAGAGCAGUGAUAUAUCUGGUGUUUUGGUCCCUUGGUUGUAUAUCGGAAUGUGCUUUUCAUCAUUUUGUUGGCAUGUUGAAGAUCAUCAUUUGUAUUCGAUGAAUUACAUGCAUUGGGGCGCUUCAAAAUUGUGGUAUGGUGUACCUGGGAAAGAUGCCAUUAAAUUGGAGGCGGCUAUGAGAAAGCAUUUGCCUGAUCUUUUUGCCGAACAACCAGACUUGCUUCAUAAACUGGUCACACAACUUUCCCCGACCAUACUAAAAUCUGAGGGUGUUCCUGUUUUUCGAUGCGUUCAGAAUCCAGGAGAGUUCGUUCUGACCUUUCCUCGAGCAUAUCAUUCAGGGUUCAAUUGUGGGUUCAACUGUGCGGAGGCUGUAAACGUAGCCCCAGUUGACUGGUUACCUCAUGGGCAAAAUGCCAUUGAGCUCUAUCGUGAGCAGGGCCGGAAGACUUCCGUUUCACAUGACAAACUGUUGCUAGGAGCUGCAAGAGAUGCUGCAAAAGCUCACUGGGAACUUAAUUUACUCAGAAGGAACACUCCAAAUAACUUAAAAUGGAAGGAUGUCUGUGGGAAGGAUGGGAUUCUAUCAAAAGCACUCAAGGCACGUGUGGAGAUGGAGCGGAUGAGGAGGGACUUCCAUUGCAAGAGCUCGCAGGCGUUAAAGAUGGAGGCCACUUUUGAUGCCAACAGUGAGAGAGAAUGCAGUGUAUGCUAUUUUGAUCUACAUCUCUCUGCUGCAGGUUGUCACCGCUGUUCACCCAGCAAAUAUUCAUGCUUAAAUCAUGCAAAACAGUUCUGUUCUUGUUCUUCGGCAGCAAAAUUUUUCCUUUUCCGUCAUGAUAUCAACGAUUUAAGUAUUAUGGUUGAAGCUUUGGAAGGAAAAUUGAGUGCCAUUUACAGAUGGGUAAAACUUGAUCUUGGACUUGCUCUAACUUCCUACGUAUCUAAAGAUGAUAAUUCUCCAAGCAAGAAGGAACUUCCAUCUUUAUCCCCAGAAAAACCUUCAGUGAUCAAGCCUUCAUUAAUGGUGAAUGAUAAUGUUAUACUUAUUAGUGAUGAUGAGGGUGAAAUUAGUACAGCCACUGUCAGUGAGAUGGAUUCAACUUCGGCUUGUGAUGGUGAGGCUCAAGGAGACGAUGCUCGUGGGUCCCAUCCGGAAAACAUUUCUUGCCACGGAGUGUUCUCGAAAGAUGCAAAUCCUGAGAAAUCUCAUGAUCUCUCGAGUACAAAAGAGACUGGUCGUUUCAACGGGGAAAAUCCUAGCGGCCCCCUGCAGGAAACCCCACAAUGUGGCAGUGGAAUGCAGAAGAAUGAGGAAAGACAGAAGACGAAUGCAUUGGAUUUGAACUCGAGGUCAACAGAUAAUGCACGAAUAGCAUCGGGGAACCCAUCAUGCAUCCAGAAUAGUUUGGAUAGGUACUAUCGCCAGAAGGGUCCUCGAGUGGCCAAAGUUGUACGAAGGAUAAACUGUAAUGUUGAGCCUCUGGAAUUUGGUGCAGUGCAAUCUGGACAUUCAUGGUGUGACAAUCGUGCCAUUUACCCUAGAGGUUUCAGGAGUCGAGUUAAGUACAUAAAUGUUUCAGAUCCUACAGACAUGUGUUACUACAUUUCGGAGAUCCGGGAUGGAGGACAGGAUAGACCUCUAUUUGUGGUUUCGUUGGAGAAGUGUCAAAAUGAAGUAUUUAUUCAUUUAUCAGCUGCAAAAAGUUGGGAAAUGGUUCGGGAGAGAGUAAAUCACGAGAUCUCAAAGCAACAUAAGCUAGGAAGGUUAAAACUUCCUCCUUUGCAGCCUCCUGGGAGCCUCGAUGGUAUGGAAAUGUUUGGAUUUUCCUCACCCUCCAUCUUGCAGCGAAUUCAGUCGAUGGACAGGCAUCGGCUAUGCAAAGAGUACUGGGAAUCACGGCCUUUCCAUUCGCAAUCCCAUAAUGAUGAUCAGAAUUCAUCUGUGAAGUUUCAGGAACCAAAUCAUCCCGAUUCUGUAAUGGCUAGCCUGUUCAAGAAGGCAAGUUUAGACGAGUUAAACAUAUUACAGAGUGUUUUAGUUAACGGUGAUUCAACUGCUAAUCGAGCCAGGGUUGCAAGACUUCUCACUGAAGAGAUGCGCAAGCGGUCAAGAUAACCCGUAAAGAUUCCAAAUCUUGACCGUAAAGAUUCCAAUUGGAAUUUAAUUUCUAACUCUGUAAAUACUUUGAUCAUGUUUAGUUACUUACAGGCUUUAGAGCAACAUGUAAACGACCUAAUUUGAUAGAAGUGAUGCUAGCAAACGUAUUCUUCUCAAUGUUCCUCCAAAUUGACAUUGGGGUUAUUCAUUAUUGUGCUCGGAGAGUUUUGUAGGGGUUAAAGUAAGGAGAAACGGGAGAUUGUCGAGUUGGGUGAAUACUCGUGUUUGUUUUCGACAUCACAUUUAUCCAAAACAGGCUAUUUUUUGAGUUAUC